This is a messenger RNA of Suillus bovinus, 2974 nucleotides long. Its product is annotated as fungal-specific transcription factor domain-containing protein. The coding region runs from base 1 to 2598 and encodes 865 amino acids. Gene Ontology annotation, molecular function: transcription cis-regulatory region binding; zinc ion binding; DNA-binding transcription factor activity, RNA polymerase II-specific. The record is from RefSeq and is a predicted model, not a curated record. Gene Ontology annotation, biological process: regulation of DNA-templated transcription; DNA-templated transcription. NCBI's taxonomy places the organism in Eukaryota, Fungi, Basidiomycota, Agaricomycetes, Boletales, Suillaceae. The transcript is spliced from 13 exons. Gene Ontology annotation, cellular component: nucleus.
AUGCCUCCUGCUCGUUCCCCCCAAAUCGACCCAGCUCUAUCGCUCUACCCCCCCUACUACCCAUAUCAACAGCCUCAGCAGCACAUCAACCACCACCUUGCAGUUUCUCAGAAUUUAUCUUCCCCAUCAUCACAAGGAUCGGACACAAUGGGUACACCCCCAAACGACAACCUGUCUUACUCACCUGGCAAUUCAAACGGGAAGAGACCCUCCUCUUCUCUCGUCGGUGCGAUGGGCGAGAGCAGCAGGAAAAAAGCACGCUCAGAAGACAGCUUGGAUGGGCACAGCCCUGCUGCUGAUAAAGACGAGCCGAAGCCAAAGACCACCAGGGGUGCACGCGCGUGUACCGUCUGUCGGCGUCUAAAAAUGAAGUGCGUUGGUGCUGAGCAAGGCCCCCCUUGCAAACGCUGCAUUUCUGGGAACCACGAGUGCGUAUUCGAGGAAUCCAAUCGGGGUAAACGGUCCACCAAAAAACACGAGCUCCUUACUCGCUCACUAAAGAAGAUGGAGAAAACUCUGGACACUGUUCUAAAGUCCAUUGGUAACCCGAGUAUGGUCUCUGGCAUGGUAUCAAGAUCGCCUUCCCCGACAAGUCAAGCUGCACAGACCCAGGCGCUUCUGGCAUCACCAUCGCCUCCUCCUCAGUCUGCUUAUCCACCAUCAUCGAGCGCCAAUGCAUCUGCUUCCCCAAAGCUUCAUUCCCUUCCCGAUAACUCGCUUAACCCCCUCGGUCUGCUUGCUGAGGCAAGCUUGGCAAACCGACGCGCUCAGGGUAUCUCGUCCUCAUUCUCAGCGCGCCCAGCGGAUCCCGAUCCCGAUCACAAGGUGGGCGUGGCUAGUGAUAAUUAUUUUAGGCCAGGCCCGAUGACAAUACUCCCACUACGGCGCUUGUAUAUCGAACGGCAAAUUCAGCCCGAAAUGCUGAGCUUUGUUAGCACCGAGCAAGUGGUCGCGUUAUUUGAUAUCUUCUUUGACCAUCUGAAUGUUCACUGCGAGCUCUUUGAUAGAGAGUUCCACACUCCCUCGCUUGUCUGUUCCCGCUCGCCAUUUUUACUGACAACUAUUUGUGCGAUAUCAUCGAAAUUCUACACCCAGCGACCAGAACUUCAUCAGCAGCUUGCAGAGCUUGCACAGAAGCUCGCGUUUAGCGUACCUGCCAAAGGUUAUAAAUCCCUUGAAAUCGUACAGGCAUAUCUCCUCCUCACUCUUUGGGGAUGUGGUGCCGUAGAGCGCUAUGAGUACGACAAGACAUGGAUAUUGCUGGGAAUGGCCAUUAGGAUGGCGACAGACCUGAAUCUACAUCGGAAGACAACGAUGACCAGGCAAGACACACCAGAAGGUCGGGCUCGGGACAAGGAGGUUCACAACCGUGAGCGAACAUGGCUCUUGUGCUUCGCCCUCGACAGAAGCGUGAGUUCUCAAAUGGGAAAGCCUCAUUCCAUCAAGGAGGACUUUGUAAUUCGCAAUGCGCUGCAGUGGUUGAAGUCCCCCGUUGGUCAACCAGGUGACACUGCUUUAGCAGCAUCGGUCGAAUUACAGCGGAUUGUGUCCAGAAGCCUAGACUUCCUGUAUUCGGGCACUAACACCCCGUCCGGCUUACAGACCGACUGCGAUUACCUGAUCGUCAUCAAAACUAUCGAAACCCAGAUACUUGCAUGGCAACAUGAGUGGACAACUGCUCGACCUUUGCCGACUUUCAUGCUGUCGGAAUCCCAAACCACGAUGAAGUUUUACUUCCACUACUAUAUGUUGGUUGUGAACUCUUUUGGGCUGCAGAACGCUAUGGAGCGUUCGGCAGUGGAUAUCGGACACUUCUUCUCACGGUGUUAUACUUCAGCCACGGCAGUGGCUAUUGUCGCACGAGACGAGCUUGCGCCGAUGGGUAUGCUGAAGUAUUCGCCAGAUUCACAUUUCGUAUACAUUUCUUACGCGGUUCUCAGUUUGCUCAAGCUUAUCCGCUCGGAGUUUCAGCAGUUCAUUGAGAACGAGCAGAACAUCAUCGACCUCGUCAAGGACGUUGCAAACGUGCUCGCGGAUGUUGCUGUGAACUCUCAUCAUGCCCCAGCGCUGUACAGCACAUUCUUGCGGGCCUUGAUCACCGCUCGCACAGAUUCACCACAAGAGCCUGAAGAGGUGUCAUCUGGAGACCAAUCUGAUAACAUGAGCCAUGGCGACAUGGCCAACCACAUGAACAAUUCUGCGCUCUUCGGUGGUAACCCAGCGAUGGGAAUGAAUGGCACUAAUGGUAUGAAUGGCAUGAAUGAUUAUUCGUUCGCGAGUGAGAUGGGUCCUGUUGCGGAUAUUUCGACUUUCCCUCCCACUAUGGCUGAUAUGCCAUCUUCUGACGAACAUAUGGGUAUGCUUUCUAUGGAGAAUAUCCUGAGCAAUGGAUUCUGGGAUAGUGUAUUGGUACCUGGUUAUUCAGACACUAUGGAAGGGCUAAGCGGUGGCUUCGUGUUUGGGGCUGGAGGUAGUGGACUGAUCACUCCCGGUUGGCUCCCCUCUCCCAUACCAUCCGGCCAGAACACCCCAAUGCGACAAUCAAACAUGGACUUCACCCAACAAAAUCUAGUCUCCGUAUACCAACAGAGAAAGUAAUUAUAAAAACGAUGCGUUUCAUGUUCACGUUUCACCUGUCUGCGAUAUAUGUUGUUUUGGUUUUUGUUGUGCUCAAUUCUAUGUGCUCUACGUUAUAUUUGUGGAUUCCCUUUGUUGUGCUGUUUUAUCGCAUCCUAUUCGAUCGAAACACUGUAUUAUAUUUUUUCAAUGCUUGUUUCUUGAAAUGAUACUAGAUGGUCUCACGAGUCUGUGUGUCCCGAGAAGUCGUGCAUUGACUCUACACACGCAGUUCUGCACAGAAUCUUUAUGUAUGUUGCAUUGAGGUCACCCCGAUAUGAUACACAAUGCUAUAUUUUUAUUUGAAGAAAAUCGAAGUAGAUUUCGUCACAUGAUCAACUUAUUGGUGCUGGUCCAA